AUGUCAAUGAAUACUAACUCUACUUUCCAGAAAGCCCAAGAGUAUACAAAUUUGAUAAAGAAGUUUUCAGCCCUAGAGCUAACAGAUGUCGGUAACUAUAGAAUCAUUUCAGAAAUCGGAUCAGGUGCAUUUGGGAAAGUGUAUCUUGGCUACCACACAUUGCUUCGUUGUAAAGUCUGCUUGAAAAAAGGGAAUAGAAAUGUCAAUGAGUUAUCGAUGGGUGGUCCGAGCAACGAUAACUUAAUGAGAGAGUUUUAUUACUUGCGAGAAUAUCGACAUCAUCCUCACAUCACAAAACUUUAUGAGCUGAUAUUCACAGAAAGCUCAGUCUACAUGGUUCUUGAGUACUAUCCUUCCGGUGACUUAUACGAGUAUGUGAUAUCACGGGGAAGUUUGGCGGUCAAUGACUCUUUACGGAUUUUCACACAAAUUUUGGGAGCAGUAUACUACUUACACAAAAACGACUGCUGCCAUCGUGAUCUCAAACUUGAAAAUAUCCUACUAGAUAAAGAAAUGAAUGUCAAGUUGUCUGAUUUUGGUUUCACCAGAGAACUACCAUUCACGCCACAUGGCACUAAGUCUUUACUGUCAGAAUAUUGUGGCACGGGAGCAUAUAUGGCACCAGAAUUAGUCAAACGCGUUCCUUAUUCAGGAAUUAAGAUUGAUAUAUGGGCAUUAGGUGUGAUUUUAUAUACUAUGUUAACAGGAGAGAUGCCAUUUGAUGAUUCUUCGGAUCCCAAAGAACUAGAAUAUGCCAUAGUUCAUAACAAGCCAAGAUAUUUAGAAAGCUUGGAAAAUUUGGAUUCAAAUUUUACCAAUGAAUUAGGGCAAAUCAAACAGUUGUUAAGUAUAAUGCUAGCAAAAGAUGCCGAAGACAGAAUUGGAUCUUUAGAAGAUGUAUUAGGCUUGCCGAUUUUUGAAAGUUAUGGUGGGAAGGAACAAAUAGAUAUUAUUAAUAAGCUAAUUUAUGAUACGUCCAAUGCCAAAAAUAGCUGGUCUGAUCUGACAUCAUCAGAAAAAACCUUAUUUAAAAAUUUGGUGAACGCAGGUAUAGAUCGUGAGAUUUUGAAACGUGCCAUACAAGAGGAAACUUUAGAUUCCGCAUACGGAAUAUGGGUGUUAGUAAACGACAAAGCUGAAAAAAAGAACAAAAAGAAAUCAAGGUUGAAGAAAUCUACCAGCGUCUUAAAGCUGACAAGAACGAGAUCAUUUAUAAGCCGUUCAAGAUCAGCUUUCAGCUCAUCUCCUGGGGCAUCCAACGAUGCCCAUGAGGACGGUAGUAAUGGAUAUGCAAUUGGGAGUCGAUCCAGUAGAGGAAAUGAGUCUGAUAAUGAUAGUUCCCUUAACCAGGCCUCUUCUAUCUCUAAAAUAAAGGCUAUGGUACGAAGCAGUGGUGAGGUUUUGAGCCCAUUAAGCAGGUUGAAUUCCAUAGCUGAAAGGGAUGAAAGUAGGAAAAAAGAUGACUUGAGUGUCUUAUCUAGGAGUACUGAAACAACAACUAAAUCUACUCAAAAGAAUAAGUCAAAGUUCUCUGUUUUCAAUAUAUUUAAGACGAAGAAAUCACAUUCAAGUUUGAAAGAUACCAAAAACGAGGAGGAUAAACCAUUGCUGCCCAAAAUAAUAACUAUUAAUACAAAAUCAUCUAAUAACAGAAGCACUGAUAAUUUUAAAGAAAAUGCCUCAAAUAUAAGAAAUGCGUCAAUGUCUUCAUCAUUGCCAAAGUUGAAUAAGGUUAAUCUGAACGAUAGAGAAACAUCAAAAACUACAGGUGUGGCUCAAAAAAAAUCCGACACUACUCAACUUGGAGAUCGUCUCUCGACUUACUCAAUACAGACGUCUGCCUCCGAAACUUCAAACGCAUCCGGAUAUAUGACGGGAUAUUCAACUGAUGCUAAUAUAAUACCUCUGAAUAACAAGCGGAACCAAGAAGCUAGUGCUGAAAAAGGUGUCAAGGGUAAAAGUGUUCCUAAGAUCACACUUAAUAUAAGCUCCGAACACCUUGGCACAUCUUCACAACUGAAUCUGACACCAACCCAAACAUCAAAUAACAAACCCAGAAUUACCAGAGCAAUAAGUGACUGGUCUGCAAACUAUUCCCAAGCAGAAUCACCAAGCUCCUCUUUCGUGGCACUAUCGAGAUCCAAUUCUGUUGAUUCGUUCACAAAGUCUAUGAAUAAUAGAAACCUAAGUACCAAUGCCAGAAUGAGAAGGGGUAGGUCACCGAUUAACAAAAAGAUCACUACGACCUGGGCAUUCAAUAUUGGAGCACCAAAAUCUAAACCAAAUUUCUUGAAGCCUCAGGGGGAAAAUCAGACGAUUGAGGAAGAAACCAGCGACCAAGAUGAUGAUCUUGAUGAGGAACAUGAUUCAGUGUCACAGAGGUAUGAUGAUAGUGCUAGUAAAGUAACACAAAGAACGAAAAAAAAUAGAGGGGGCGGGCGAAUGUAUAUGAGGAGAGGGUCAAUGAAAUUUCCUAUUUUACCUGUCACUGAAGAAAAUGAAGACCUAGUCGCUGAAGAUGAUGAUGAAGAUGCAGAUGUCGAAGAAGAUAAUCAUGAUUAUGAUGAUGUCCUAACAGAGUUCUCCAUAUGUGAUUUCAAUAAGGCAAAAUCUUCACUAAAAACAAAUUAUGAAGAAGCACGCCAGCAAGAGAUGUUGAGUGCCGACAGCGGAAGUCUAAGUGGCGUCUCUGUUAUGAAUGAGAAAAUCAGUCAGUUAUCCUUUAAUGAAAAUAGGGUAUCUUCGCCUACCUCAGGAAGAGCUACUCCUCUUAAUUUGUCCAAAAAAAGAACAAGUGAACAUUUAUUAGGCUCACCCUUGGAACCUACAUAUCCGAGCUACAGCAGAAUUUACUCUCCAACGCCUGGCUAUACUAAGCCAACUAAAAAAGCAAUGAAAACGCUGGAACAAUCAAUUUCAAAGUAG
Molecule: messenger RNA, 2925 nt
Organism: Pichia kudriavzevii
Lineage: Eukaryota; Fungi; Ascomycota; Pichiomycetes; Pichiales; Pichiaceae
Exons: 1
Coding region: 1-2925 (974 amino acids)
Biological process (GO): protein phosphorylation; intracellular signal transduction
Cellular component (GO): cytoplasm
Molecular function (GO): ATP binding; protein serine/threonine kinase activity
Source: RefSeq, a predicted model, not a curated record